Molecule: messenger RNA, 3204 nt
Organism: Linum trigynum
Lineage: Eukaryota; Viridiplantae; Streptophyta; Magnoliopsida; Malpighiales; Linaceae
Source: the annotation of a GenBank genome assembly
AUGCUACCUUUCACUUACCACGUCUUCCUCAGCUUCAGAGGCAAAGACACCCGCAAGAACUUCACUGACCACCUCCACAGAGCCCUGAAGCAGGAAGGCUUCCACACCUUCAAAGACGACAACGACAUCAACCGUGGCAAAAACAUAGGCGAAGAGACCAAACAAGCCAUCCGACAGUCGAGAGUCUCCAUCAUCGUCUUCUCCAAGGACUACACUUCCUCGUUUUGGUGCCUCGACGAGCUGGCCAUGAUCAUGGAAGAGCAUCGUCGAUCAGCUCCACACCAUGUCGUUGUUCCCGUCUACUACGACGUCAAUCCUGCUGAUUUGGCCAAGCCAAUGGGAAGCUGCUUCGCCAAAGGUUCUGCAGAAAUGGAGAUAGUUGGUGUGUGGAAGGAAGUACUUCUUCAGCUUUCAGAAAUUGAAGGACUAGUCUUGCAAAACGGGUACGAGGCACGGUUCAUCCAAGAUAUAGUUGAGAAAGUGAGAAGCAGAGUUACCCGUGUGCCGCUUCAUGUUCCUUCCAAUCUUGUUGGCGUCGAUCAUCACAUAAACCGCAUCAGCUCAUGGGUGCUGCAGAGUGAUGAUUGCAGAUCUGCCAGUAAUGGCGUCCUGGCUGUAAUCUGCGGAAUCAGUGGGGUCGGGAAAACGACCAUUGCAAAGGCAGUUUAUAACCUGAGCUUCGACAAGUUUGAUGGAUUCAACAACUUACAUGAAGGAGUUCAACAUGUCCGGGACGCCAUCUGCUUCAAAAGGGUUCUCCUAGUUCUCGACGAUGUUGAUGAAGUCGACCAAUUGGAUGCCAUACUUGGAGCUAGAGACUGCUGCUGCAGAGGAAGCAAAAUCAUCGUGACGACUAGACACGAAUCGUUGUUCAGGCGAAGUGACAUGACCACCAAGUUCCGAGUUGAGCCGCUGGACGAAACCAAUUCGCUGGAACUAUUCAGCUGGCAUGCGUUCGAACAGCAUCACCCAUUGAGGAGCCACGUGAAGCACUCAAAAUCGGUCGCGAACUACUGUCAAGGUCUGCCUUUAGCUUUGGAAGUUCUGGGCUCUUCACUCGCCAACAAGAGCAUAGAGCUGUGGGAGAGUGCGCUGGAAGAAAUGGAGACGAUUCCUCCUAGGAAAGUUCUGAAGAUUCUGAAGAUCAGCUACGAUUCGCUGGAGAAUGAUCACCAUAGGAGAGUGUUCCUCGAUGUGGCCUGCUUCUUUGUUGGGAUGAAGAAAGAUUACGUAGUGAACAUACUGAAUGGGUUCGAAAUCAGCGCAGCAUACACGAUUCAGAGCUUGAUGGAUCGUUACCUUGUGACGGUCGAUGAAGAUCGUAGGGUGAGGAUGCAUCAGUUGGUUCGGGACAUGGGGAGAGCUAUUGUUUUCGACGAAUCCGAGAAUUCAGGAGAGCGCAGCAGGUUGUGGCGGCAGAAGGAUGCCAUUGAAGCUUUGAGAGAGAGCACUGGGACUGAAAGAGUCAGGGGACUAUCCCUGAACUUGGAAGAACACGGCCAUGGAAGUCCUGAUGAAGAUUCUUCCAGGAAAUGCCUUCUCCGGUUAUUCAGGUGGUGCAGAAAGGCUGAUGGAUCCAGAAAGUUGCCAGAUGGGAUGAUGAAGUUUCAGAGGAAAGCGCUUGCAAAGAUGAGCAGGCUGAGAUUGCUGAAGCUCGGUCAUGUUAAGCUCAAGGGAGAAGAAUACAGGGAUCUCCCCAGAAGCUUGAUCUGGUUGUUCUGGAGAGGAUUCCCCUUGAAAUCCAUGCCUCAAGCUUGGCAUUUGGAGAAGCUCGUUGUGCUCGAUAUGCGUCACAGCUGCCUCAAGUUUGCCUGGAAAGGACUAAAGUUUCUCCGAGAGUUGAAGAUCCUGAACCUGAGUCACUCUCAUGAUCUCGUAAGGACUCCAGACUUUCUCAGCAUACCUAUCCUGGAAAAAGUAGUACUCAAGGGUUGCAUCCGUCUGCUAGAGAUCAACAAAUCCAUAGUCCAUCUCAAAAAGCUUGCAGUUCUAAAUCUGAAAAAUUGCAUGAGCCUUAGAAGACUUCCAAACAACUUUGAACUACUAUCCCUCGAAAAACUCGUCUUAUCUGGUUGCACAAAUCUUGAUCUCCCAAUAAAGCCAUGGAAGAUGGAAUCCCUCAAGUCACUUCACAUGGAUGGAGUUGCAGUGAAUCAAUCACAUAAGAAGAAACUAACAACCUUCUCAGUUUCUGUCUUGCCAUAUUCAUUGCUUCCUGAGACCUUCUCAAAUCUCUCAGUUCUCGAGAGCCUGGACUUAUCUGGAUGUAACAGCCUGAUAUGGCUUCCGGAGCUCCCAAGGAGUUUGGAGAAGCUGAAUGUGUUCCACUGCAACUUGUUACGGAGGCUCACAAAUCUUCCAAAUUUCUAUAACUUGUUGCUUUUGAGCAUCAUCUAUUGCAAUGAGCUCGUCGAAAUCCAGGGAAUAUUCAAGCUGGAGCCUGCUGGAGAAGAUGCUAUUGAGCUUAUCAACCAAUCUGGGCUAUACCAUUUGGAAUCUGCAGACAAAAUUGAAGUGACACUGAUUAAUAUGCUCACGUCAACAACAACGAAGGCAUCUAGUCUCCAGAUACUGCAUGAAUGCGGGAUAUCCAAUCUUUACCUUCCAGGAAGAGAGCUACCAAGCUGGUUCCAUCACCAAAAGGAAGGGUCAUUUCUACAAUUUCAAGUGCAUGUGGUUCCAGGCCACGAGCUCUGUGGACUGAACCUCUGUGUCGUAUAUGGCUAUGAUGACUCAAAACCUUCCAGAGAGAUAUCUGUGGACAGAGAUUGGAUCGAAUUUGUGGCCAGAAUCACAAACCAAACCAAAGGCGAGAAAUGUGUUUACUAUCCAAUCAUUCUAGGGAUCCCAGAAGGCAAUAAUGAAAUGUUAUGGCUGAGUCACUGGAAAUUCGACGAAGGUCUGAUAGGAAGUGGGGAUAAAGUUGAUGUUUCAGUUCAAGCAAGACCUUUAGUAGUAAGGAGAUGUGGGGUACAUCUAGUGUACAGAAAGGUAUCCAUGACCCACGUAAAGCUCGGAAGCGAAAAAGGGGCAUCUCUAGAGGACAUGACUAUCAGUGAUUACGCAAAGGCAACAGGGAAGAUCAAACCAGGUUGCAAUCUUCUGAACAACUAUGUGUAUAAUGGGUGCAGUAUGUUUUACAUAGAAGAAGAGGAAGGUGAACCAAAGAAGCAUCUCUUCUACGAGGCUCACUUUUUCUCUUAG